CGUUUAUGUCAAUUGCACGUGUAUUUUGUAUGUUCUAAAUAAUAUAAAUAUAUUUUAUAUCAUUUAUUAAGUUUCAAUGUCACGUCUUAUAGUGAAAAAUUUGCCCAAUAAGGUAACCUCAGAUAGGCUUAAAGAAAUUUUCAGCGAAAAAGGAGAAGUUACUGAUAUUCAGUUAAAAUAUACUAAAAAUGGCAAAUUCAGAAACUUUGCUUUCAUUGGUUACCGAAAUGAACAGCAAGCAACAGCAGCUUUGGACUAUUUUAAUGGUACAUGCAUUAAUUCCAUGAAAAUAGACAUACAAGUUUGUGCAAAUUUAGGAGAUGAAAGAAAACCACGAGCAUGGAGUAAAUAUGCACCGGACAGCACUGCAUACAAAAAAUUACAUAAAGAUGAAUUUCAACACCAAUCUGAAGAAAAGAAAAAUAAGAAAGUAGAAAAAAAUAAGAAUAAAAUUAAAGAAUUACUUAAAAAGCAUAAAGAUGACCCUCUAUUUGCUGAGUUUAUUGAUGCACAUACCAAUGACAAAACAGCUUGGUUAAAAGAAACAUACCAAAAAGUUGCUAGAAGUGAAGAUGAGGACAGUGGAGUUGAAGAGGAAGGUGAUAAAACAACCACAAAUGAGAAUACAGAAGCUAAAGCAGAACUAAAUAAUAAAAUUACUAAAAUUGAAGAAAAAAAUGCAAAUAAAAACAUUAGUGAUUUAGAGUAUAUGAAAUUACUCAUGAAAAAAGUACAAAACACAGAUCAAGAUGCACAAGAGCCAGAUGUCCAGACCCCUAAAAAAAUUAGAAAUAGACCAUUAUUUCACAUAAAAAUAACUGGUCUACCAUUCAAAUGCAAGAAAAAAGAUAUAAAGGAGUUCUUCAAACCUCUAGUACCAUACUCAAUAAGAUUACCUUUUGGCAAAGAAAAAAAAAUGGCUGGGUUCUGUUAUGUUGGUUUUAGAACAGAAGCAGAAUUGAAAAAAGCUCUUAAUAAAGAUAAACUCUUUCUGGGAAAACAUCGUUUACAUGUACAUAAGUUUGAAGAUAAAGCUAAAAAAGCAUCAGAGGAAGAAGAAGAAGCAUUUAAAAAGAAAAAGCAAGAGCAACAAAAUAAUGGAGAAAGCAUUGGUGAGAGUGGGAGGAUUUUUGUCCGUAACCUUGCUUAUGUGGUAUCUGAACAGGAGGUGACCGAUCUGUUUGAGAAAUAUGGUCCACUGACUGAAGUGAACAUGCCCAUAGACCCGGUACUGCGUCAGCCUAAAGGAUUUGCAACCGUGACAUUCAUGAUACCCGAACAUGCUGUCAAAGCAUACACAGAAUUGGAUGGGACUAGUUUUUGUGGCAGAAUGUUGCACCUAUUACCUGCUAAAACUGAAAAAUUGGAGAAUGAAAGUGAUGAUGAAGGUUUAUCAUUCAAGGAAAAGAAAGCAAAGAAACUAAAAGCGCAGGCUAAGUCAUCGCACAACUGGAACGUCCUGUUCUUGGGUGUAAACGCGGUUGCGGACGUGAUAGCUGCCAAUUACAACACUAGCAAGGAACAAUUAUUAAAUGAUAAUAAUAAAAAUACCAGUGCUGCAGUAAGAUUAGCAUUAGGAGAAACACAAUUAGUUGCAGAAACAAGGAACUUUCUCGAAACUAAUGGAGUGUAUUUAGAAGUUUUCAACAAGCCUGCGAAAAGAAGAUCAAAAACUUGUAUUAUAGUGAAAAACUUACCGGCCAAUACAGAUAAAGACGAAUUGAAAGAAUUAUUUGAGAAACAUGGUCACAUAUCACGAUUUUUAAUUCCAAAGCAUGGCAUUACCGCAUUAGUAGAUUUUGUUGAACCAUUUGAAGCCAAAAAGGCGUUUAGUAAAUUAGCGUAUUCACAAUUCAAAAGUGCACCUUUAUAUUUGGAAUGGGCGCCGGAAAAUGUAUUUGUUAAACCUAAAAAACAAGCUGAAUCGAAUUUACCUGAUACUAGUACGGAACCAAGUGUUAUAGAUAAUGUUACUACAAGCAAACCAGACGAUAAGUCACAAAAAACUGUAGAAAGUAAACACAGCAAGCAGAGUCAACCAAUGAAAGAUGAAGUUAAGACUCAUGAGACUAUCGAUAAUACACCAGAGCCAGAAAUAAAUACUACAUUGUUUAUUAAAAAUUUGAACUUUAAGACUACUGAAGAUACUUUGAAAUCGCAUUUCUCGGAAUGUGGAAAAAUUCAUAGCAUCACAAUUGCUAAAAAAAAGGAUCCUAAACAUCCAGGACAAUUAUUAUCAAUGGGAUAUGGUUUCGUUCAAUUUUAUAAGCAACAGGAUUUAAACGAGGCAUUAAAAUUACUACAGCAUUCUACACUAGACGGUAAAACGUUGGAAUUGAAGCGUUCAGAGAGAGGAAACACGAUCGAAGACAAAACAUCCAAAAAGACUAAUAAAGCAACGAUACAAAAUGGUACAAAGCUACUUGUUCGAAAUGUACCAUUUCAAGCUAACAGGAAUGAACUCCAUGAAAUAUUCAGGGCAUUCGGCGAGAUAAAAACACUGAGACUACCGAAAAAACUGUCACCUGGUUCAGAUCAACAUAGAGGUUUUGCUUUUGUAGAUUACUACUCUAAAGCAGAUGCCAAGAGCGCAUUCGAAGCGUUAUGUCAAUCUACUCAUCUCUACGGUAGGAGAUUAGUGUUAGAGUGGGCAGACCAAGCCGACGAGAAUGAAGAUAUAGACGCAUUGAGGAAAAGAACGGCUCAGGCGUUCAAUGCCAAAUCUCCAGGCGGAAAGAAAUCUAAAAAAGCAGCGGUGGACGUCGAGACUUUUGUGGAUGGUGAAGCAUAAAUAAUAUAACACCAAUGUAAAUGAAGCAAGUAUACUGUUACUGAUCGAAUUUUUAGAAAGAACCAACAACAGGUUCGGAUGCUUAAAAA
Molecule: messenger RNA, 2880 nt
Organism: Achroia grisella
Lineage: Eukaryota; Metazoa; Arthropoda; Insecta; Lepidoptera; Pyralidae
Product: probable RNA-binding protein 19
Exons: 15
Coding region: 77-2791 (904 amino acids)
Molecular function (GO): RNA binding
Source: RefSeq, a predicted model, not a curated record